AUGAGCAACAACAUGACGGCAGCAUUGGACCCAGGCGAAGAACAUGCCAGCUUCGUUGAGUGGGCUAGGGGUCAUGGUGUCACGAUCAAUGGUAUCGCGCCCGCCAAAUUUGUUGAUCGUGGUAUGGGCAUUGUAGCUGCACGAGACCUGGAAAAAGGGGACAGAAUAGUACAUGUGAAGAACACUUCACUCGUGCACGUAGCUCUCCCAUCUGUCAAGGCCCUCAAGCUGCCAGACAAUAUCACUGUACAUGGCAGGCUCGCAGCAUCUCUAGCACUAUGGUAUUCGGACCCCUCACACAAAGAGUACGACCUCUGGCAAGCCGUGUGGCCCACUGAGGAAGACUUCAAAAGCACCAUGCCGAUAUACUACAACAAGGCGCUGCAGGACCUGCUCCCGCGCGCCGCAGAACUCCUUCUCACAAACCAACGCACAAAACUCAACAAAGACUGGACCGACCUACAUCCGCACCUGCCUACCAUCUCUGAAGACCUCUUCACAUACACCUGGCUCAUCGUCAACACCCGAACCUUUUACUGGAACUACCCAGACCUGCCCAACUCGCACCCUCGGCUGCCCAAACGGAAGAACAAGCUGACCGGCGACGACUGCUACGCCAUGUGUCCGUUCAUGGACUACUUCAACCACAGCGACGUCGGGUGCGAUCCAGAAGCCGACAGCAAAGGCUACAGCGUGACAGCCGACCGAGCCUACCAAGCCGGCGAGGAGGUGUACGUCAGCUACGGCGCGCAUACAAACGACUUCCUGCUUGCCGAGUACGGCUUCAUCCUCGAGAGUAAUAUGCGCGAUGCCGUUCCGCUGGACCACUUGAUCCUGCCGCUGCUGGACAAGGAGCAGACGCAGGCGCUGAAGGAGGAUGGGUUCUAUGGGAACUACACGCUUUUUGCGGGAGGAGCGAGCGAGACGAUUUGCCACCGCACGCAAGCGGUCCUCAGGCUGCUUGUGCUGGAUUCGAAGCGGUACUCUGCGUUUGUGGGGGGUGAUGAUGAUGGGGAUAGGGAGCAAGGAAGGCUGUACGGGUACUUGGUGGGCUUGCUGACCAAGUACUCGAGGCAGGUUAUGGAUGUUCUCGAAGAGGCUGAGGGGUUGAAGGUCGAUGGGGUGGAAGGCGAAAGGAAAACGAGAUUGAGAUCGAAAAGUGGUGAUGUCGAGCCUCCUGUGAGAUCUGGCCAGAAGGACAAUCUGGUGAGGAGGUGGAAACAGAUCAGGGAUAUCGUUAACGGGGCGAUAGAAGAGCUGCAGAAGUAG
This is a messenger RNA of Ascochyta rabiei, 1269 nucleotides long. RefSeq lists its product as uncharacterized. Bases 1 to 1269 code for a protein of 422 amino acids. The transcript is spliced from 2 exons. Gene Ontology annotation, molecular function: protein binding; protein-lysine N-methyltransferase activity. The record is from RefSeq and is a predicted model, not a curated record. Lineage: Eukaryota; Fungi; Ascomycota; Dothideomycetes; Pleosporales; Didymellaceae. Gene Ontology annotation, biological process: peptidyl-lysine monomethylation; peptidyl-lysine trimethylation.